GUGUGUACAACAUUCAAGCUAGUUAAGAUACGCUGAAAAUCUGGGAACAACAUAACAGUACACUGCCCAACGGCUAGCUAGCUGUACGUGCUGUGUAUGGCUGAUGAUGCACAGUGCGCAUGCAUGACAUGACUAAGAUUAAGAAACGCAAGCUCGCAAUUGUAUGUUACUACUAAUGUUGCACACAUUCGCCCAAAACGGAACUGUACAACUCUGCAUACUAUUCUUCAAAGCUACGCCAAUAAAUACUGGGGUUGCAGAUUUGGAUUGCACAUGUGUACAUCAUGUCUUCAGAAUACCUUUGCAAUCCUCUUUACUAUGUGGAAGCCAUGAGACAUAAACAUCCACAGCUGCUAAAUGACUGGUGCUGCACCGAGUUGUCUCAUGUUCUAGAUUUCAGUGGAUCAGAUGGGCUUGGUCAGGUGUUGGCUGGUGUUGUUGAUUUACGUCACGGCAAGACAUUUGUCAAAAAGUUCACUAAAAACAAGCAGAGAGCUAAUUCCCAAAGUGGGGUAUUUGGUGCGCCUCUGUCAGAAGACGGUUACCGUCAGGCUCGACAACUCAUUGACUUCCUGAAGGAUUUUAUUACCAAGGAAGGUAUCUUUCGUGUACCUGGUAACUCUGAGCGUCAGCGUCGGUUGAAGGACAAGAUUAGUAGUGGUCUUUUGGUUGACCUCGAGAAUGAUGUGUUUACCGCACAUGAUGUAGCUUGCGUCUUGAAAACAUUUCUUGGAGACCUACCUGAACCACUGCUGACAGACAAGCACUAUCCAGCUCAUGUACAGGCUGCAGGUCUUACAUAUGAAAUGGAUAAAGUUCCAAGCCUAACUGAAGAGUUGGGGAGAAGGUAUCAAGCCCAGAGAAUCCAUGAGCACAUCACAGCAUUACGCUAUCUGUUCCUCAUGCUUCCACCUGUCAACUUUAAAAUGCUGAGAGAAAUUCUGGAGCUUCUGCAUUGCAUCACUAAGCAGGAAAAACUGAAUAAAAUGUCUGCCUUUAACUUGGGUGUCAUGUUUGCACCACACAUUCUGUGGCCCAGAUAUUUGACCACCGAAGAUCUUCGCAAUCAGGUACUUGUCAAUAAACUCAAUUGUGGUGCAGAGUUUAUGAUCACUCAAUGUCACAAAAUCUUCAAGGUACCAGCUAAGAUGUUGAAAAGAUGUGAGCAGUACGUCAAAAAUGGCAAGCUUGAAGAUGAUGAAGAACCAAAACCCAAAGAAAGGAAGGCAAAGGAUGAGUGUGACAGUAAAUCUAAAGUUGGCCUGGUUAUUGGUACUCCACAAACAUCUACUGUUCAGGUAAAGAAAGAACAAACCCAGACUGAGGCAGCACUCGCUCACCUGUAUGCCAGUGUCCAAGAUAUGCCCCCUAGUGCCAAGAAGAGAAAGCUUAUGAAACAGUUUGCUAAAAACUGCAACAUGCCAGGGACACCUACGCAAGUGAAAGAGGACAUACUCUUAAGAAGUCAAGAGAGACACUGCAGACAGCGUAAGCAUGUACGCAGUAGAUCAGCAGGUGAUGCCAUUUGUAAACGUGUUGAGGCUUCAGCAGAUGUCAAAAGAAGACGACCUGCUCCCAAUCCCCCGGUGGAGCAUGAAAAGACUAUUCAGCAGAGAAUGAACUUGCGCAAUGUGAGACAUGAGCUUUUGGAUCAACUUCAAAAAAGUUAUGCCAAAAGCUGCACUCCUCCCUCAACCCCAGAGACCACCACUACCACUUCAGCACGAGGUUCAUAUGCUAGAUCUGAUCUAUCUCCUGCUAAAACUCACAAGAAGAGAAGGGCUCCUCCCACUCCAAAGCAGCAAGAAGAACAGCAACUUGCUACAGCAACUAAGUUAUCACAAGUAAUCAAGCCUGUUCUUCGUGAGCGUCCUUCUUCACAGUUAUUGAAACAACAAAGUGAUAGGCCUGCAUGUAGAACACCAGAAUCAGGUGGAUUGCCUAUGAUGAAGCCAGUACCGAAGCCAAGGAAACUAAAGGAAGACGGUCAGGUUGCCUGUGUUUAUCAUGGACACAGUCAUCCACAACCAAGAAACGGACAGAAACAUGAGCUGAACAGUUUGGUGUGAGUCAAACUGGAUGCAUCAACAUGAAGAUGGAAUUGAACAAAAGUAACUGUACGUGUACUUACUUCAGUAGGAUUGGAUAUAUCCUACGUGUACAAUGUAUGCAGAACAUUUUUAUCCAUGUAUAUUUCACAAGCUUGUAGCCUCUAACUUCCAAUGUUUAUGCAUUAGUGCUACAUUUUGAUGUCCUUUGGUUUCCCAAAGGAUUUAUUAGUGAACAUAAGCUGCCACCUUUUAGUACUGCACUUCUUACUCAAAUUGAUUUGAGUUGUAUUCUUUUAAAUACAUGUAACAACUUGAUAACCUUAGUUUGCAUAAGUCAUCAGACCUUAACAUUAAAGGGCUUUAAAGACUGUAACAUCUGCACGUAUAUGCACCAAAUACUGUGAUAAAUGUAAUGAGUCAGCAUUAACGGCCCAUAAAAACCCUUUUUUUUAUUCCAAGAAUAAUAAGCACACACAUCCUAAGGAGGAAGAAUCUGGCACCCAUAUAAAGACUGGGGUAAGACUGUCAAUGGGAAAUGUUACCAACUUAAAAACCUCAUAGAAAACACAUAUUAGAAGGAACAGGGAAAUUUUGAGGGGAGAUCAUGCGUCUAAAGGAAGGUGUCAAAAGUAAGUACGAGCAGUCUGAUUUAGAUACAUGUAGUGGCACCUGGUUUCCCUCUUAUAGGUAGUCAUACAUUGAUUCACUCAGAUCCAAAUGUGUAAUAAUCAAUUGCCUACUGUUGCAGUGAUGUUCUUGUACAUGUAACUAAUACAAAAUUUGUAGGGGGGGACAUGAAGGGGUGCAUGUAUUGCAAUUUACUGUGGCAAUUACACUGACCAGUAAAUUGACUUUAUAUUCACACUGUCAUUUGAACACUCUAAUGUCCGUGCAAUCUAUAGACAUUUCUUAUGACCAAAAUUAGAAGGUAUCACUACAGGGCCAUCCUGUUUGCACGCAGGUGGUGUGCACAGGUGAAAUUCCUCCUUGACCAAUAGGCAGCAGUCAAUUGCCGAAGUGGGCGUGCAUGCUCAGCUUGAGACAGCUGUGUGAGUGAAAAUGGCCCAUUGGAAUGGCAUCUUGUCAGGUUUGUCUCUACAUGUACACACACACACAAAAUAAAAUGCAUCAAGAUGCAUAUGGCAAUAAGUAUAGGACACAAAUAAAUCACUUUUGAAUUUACGGUGAGUUUGCAGUGAAUCUGAGGAUACAAGAUUGAAGAUAAAUAACAAUAUCCACAUUUCUGUCAUUACCAGAAUCCAGAAUUAAUAUGGCUUCCAUCUACUCACCGCCACAUUUCUGAUUGCAUGAGUAGUUAAUAGCUCGAUCAUAUCUGAACAAAUGGCACAUACUGUGUCAACAAUGUAUGAAGUGUAUGUCAAUAUGCAUUAGUAAUGCGAGUCAUUAAGUUGAUGAAACUUUAUCAACUGAUCAAGACACACACUGAUACUUAUCAACAUAAAAUUCUCACUUGUUGUUUUUUGGGGGGUUUAAUGUUAGCAUUGUACAGAUAUUGUGCAGAAGUAUUUGGGACUGAAAGAUCUUAUAUUGAAAGUGAAAUUAUAAAGAUUAUGAUUAAUAACCUUAACCUUCUAGACAGCGCUCCUAGAACCUUUUUUAAUCUUCUUGAUUCUUCUACAACUCAUUCCAAUCAUUUGGAUUACUUUUUUAUUUUAUAAUGCAUGUAAUUAAUAACUUGGACAAAAUCUAUUUCCCUGUUUGUUACAAAAGCAAUAAAAUUAUCUAAGGACCAUACAUGAUUUUAAAAAGUCUAUUAUGAGCUCAUAAACAAAAGACUUAUAUUCCGACCUGGCAUGCUUAUCAAAUUUAAAAUGUAAAAAUGUAAUAAAAAAUGUAAAAAUUAGAAAGUGAAAUGUGGCAUUGGGCAAGUUACAGUUUUGAGGGUCACAUUGCCAUAUGACUCGAAUUUUCAUACUACCGGUGGGCCAAACUUUGUUUUUCUAAAAGCUUUUUGGUCUCUUUCCAGUGAAAUAUUUUUCAAACAAAUUUCUCAUCCAAUAAAGAGUCCCCUUGAUUUAGCAAAACACUUUUGGUUUGUGCAGAGCUGUGCGCUAUACCCAUAGUUUUGUUGCAUGAAUACCAUAUAAAUCCAUCGUUAAAUAAUGAUGACUUGUAGUAUGUGGGAUUACUUCAAAUUUGUUUUGUUCAUCAAAACACCAUUUACCGAAAAAAGGCUGACUGGUAAUUAUUAUGUUGUACUUUUCAGGGUUUUUACAGUUUAGAAAACUUGGACCUCAAUUCAGUUUGGAUGGGAAAAAGGAGAAUUCAUAAAAUAUAAAUGCCCACCUCACUAGUUUUUAUCAAUCUGAGCAAUGUAAACCUAAAAUUAAUCUUAACUGGACUUUAAACAAAGGCCUACUUAGUGGAUACAGCAGGUGAUACCUAAGUUGGGUUGAAAGCAUUAGUUCUGAAAAUAUUUAUCCAUUAUUUGGGAUGAGAUACAUUUUCGGUUUAUUUUUUAAUUAAUAUGGAUAACUUUUAUUUGUACAGUAGUCAAAGCUUGAAAUUUGAUUCAUGACAAUGGACCAUACGUGCAGGUAGUGAGCUUGAAAGUAAACAAAUGGCAAACACUCCAUUCACAAAUAAAACCGGAAUAUUGGAUGUAGAAUUUA
Messenger RNA from Acanthaster planci (crown-of-thorns starfish), 4684 nucleotides. RefSeq names its product Rho GTPase activating protein 19 (gene arhgap19). Gene Ontology annotation, molecular function: GTPase activator activity. The record is from RefSeq and is a predicted model, not a curated record. NCBI's taxonomy places the organism in Eukaryota, Metazoa, Echinodermata, Asteroidea, Valvatida, Acanthasteridae. Gene Ontology annotation, cellular component: cytoplasm. Gene Ontology annotation, biological process: regulation of small GTPase mediated signal transduction; signal transduction.